Molecule: messenger RNA, 1086 nt
Organism: Trypanosoma brucei brucei TREU927
Lineage: Eukaryota; Euglenozoa; Kinetoplastea; Trypanosomatida; Trypanosomatidae
Product: variant surface glycoprotein (VSG)-related, putative
Exons: 1
Coding region: 1-1086 (361 amino acids)
Source: RefSeq, a predicted model, not a curated record
AUGUGUGGUAUUAAAUAUUGCGUCGUUUUGUUUGCCUUGGUGCUCCGAACAAGUAUCUUCGGGGAGGGAAAAAUUGUCAAUGAAGAUGAAUUUGGAGCCCUAUGUGGUAUGAUUAAUUUCGCGAAAGGUGCAUUGCAAAGGGUAGAAGAAGCCCAGGAAGUCAACAAGUCAUUGACGAAGAUUGGAUCAAGAUGUCUUGAGUUGGCUGGAGACGUGAAAUUAAGCAAUACCUGUAUUGACAACAAUGACGAAAGCUGUGAAUACUCCAAGGUGUUUUGGGAUGCAGCAAAACUGUCGAUGAGCGAGGGAAAUGCAGGCAAAGAAAGUUUGGAUGAUGAGAAACUGGAGAAGGUAAAGCAAGUAGCAUCCGCUGCCGAAACGAUAUAUGGGAAUAUGACGAAGAGACACUGGGUGUUGAACGGGGAUAUAAUAAAGCAAAUGCUGAAUCGCGCCCUUUAUGGUAUACCACAUCAACCGAAAAAAAUGAGGGAAAGAAGUGCAACCAGAAAGCGUGUAUGUGAGGGAGAUGUUUCACAACCCGAAGUGAAUCAGGGGCCCGUGUCACUGAGCAGGGAUUUACUGUGUCUGUGCGCAACAGACAGAAAGUCAAGAAGGAAAACCAAACUUUGCUGUGAAAAUUGCGUUUCUGGUGAAAAUCGUAGAGUGUGGAGACCAAGAAAUGAUGCCCAGAAGAGGUGGAAUUUCCUUGUGUCACAAUGUUCAAAUGUGGAGGGGCACAAAGAAGGGUUUGCUAAGCUGGUGGAAAAAUUUCGUCGCAGCCUGAACCACCGUGUCGAUGGUUGCAGCGGGACUAUGUACGUUUUGGGAAAACACAAAAAGCAACUCUUUUGGCCGCUCGAGUUCCUGUCGGGGUACGUACCUGGCCCGGGUGUGCAUUACAUUAUAAACACCAGGGCUGGGAUGGUUGAGGACAUACCUUGGUUGGGUGAAUUGCGGGAAAUUGCGACGUUAAUGGGUGAUUUAAGUGAGGACAAUGUAGAGGGAAGAGGGCUGAAGAGUGCCAUUGAGAAGUUGGAAGGCGACCUCGAAGAAUUAUUUCCAACAGGGGGUGUUAGGAGGGGCUGA